Molecule: messenger RNA, 1102 nt
Organism: Hordeum vulgare subsp. vulgare (domesticated barley)
Lineage: Eukaryota; Viridiplantae; Streptophyta; Magnoliopsida; Poales; Poaceae
Product: arabinogalactan protein 1-like
Exons: 3
Coding region: 16-807 (263 amino acids)
Source: RefSeq, a predicted model, not a curated record
CCCAUCCAGCGAGACAUGGCCACUCCGGCGGCAGCCGCCGACACCGCCGCCGCGACGCUGGCUCCAGUUGCCCCGGAGCCCGCGGCGAAGGUCUCCGUUGCUCCUUCUGAUAUGGCUGCUCCGACCGCGGCAGCCGACACCUCCGCCCCGCCGCCGCCUGCUCCAGCCCCUCCGACCGCAGCCGCCGACCCCGCCGCCCCGCCGCCGCCUGCUCCAGCCCCUCCGACCGCAUCAGCCGACACCGCCACUCCGCCACCUCCUCCCCUAACAGCUACAGAGCCUGCGGCGAAGGUCUCUCAUAAUACUUUCCACAUGGCCCCUCCGACGGCAACCGCCGAGACCGCCGCCCGGCCGAUUCCUCCUCCUCCAGCCCCAGGACUCGCGGCCCAGGUCUCCCAUUUCCCCCCUCCUUUUCCUCAUCAGCCCGAUGCGCCGGCGCCGAAGAGGCGGAAGCUGGAGGAGGCGGGGUUCCACACCUCCGCUUACUACAAGAUCCGGGCCACCGUUGCCGACCUGCGCCUCCGCUUCGUCCAGGUUCACGAAGCUACUGAUUUCCGAAAGAGUGAUGCUGCUGGCGAGAUUCUGAGAGAGAUAAAGACAGUCAUGGAACUCUCCAAGAAAAUGAGGCUUGAUCUCAGCGCCUCUUCUGAACCCGUGAAACUAGAGAAGCCGUUGGCUGGAGCCGUGAAGGACGGACUCACAGAGCAGAUUCCUUCAUCUGGAGAAAGAAAUCAAGUUCCUCGGACAGGUCAGCCUGCAGUUCCUCCUAAUAUCGCAAAUGAUGGUGCACCGGCCACCCAAAAGUGAUGAUAACUCAGGGAGCACAGCAGAGGAAAUAGCAGAGGGAUGGCAAAUCACCCAAAGCACCUCGCGGAAACAGUGCAAGGGUCUUAUGUGGUUGGUGGAUCUCCUGUUGGCUGGAAUUUUCCUGUUUGGCUUGGCGAUAAAAUAAUGUAUUAUGGGUUGGCCAAGGAUGUCUUUCGGACGCGCCAAGCUGCAAAUUGAGAUGUUCUGCUCACGUUGAAACAUUCUGAUUUGUUUUUUAACAUCCUUAAAUUCACUAAGCUCCGUAGGGGCUGGGGCUCUCUUGAUGAGGUAUCAA